CAGUUGACAAGUUUCGCAUGUGUAAAUCGUAAAAAAUCAAAAUUUGUUUUAAAAUGUGAUAUUAAUGCUAAAGAACGGCAAUUAUAAUAAUAUAAUUACAUAACCUCUGAUAUGUUUAAACCAAACUAUUAAAACAAAAAUUAAUAAUAUAUUAAAAAUGGAAAAAGAAGAACGCCUACAAAGGAUAAAAGCUGGAGCAUUUCUAGCAGCCGUAGCUGGAAUAUCAGGAGUUGUAGGUUUCUCUGCUACAUUAUCAGCAGCUAAAAAAACUGACCCUAAAUAUUUUAAUAAAGGUUUACAGGUAGGUUUGGAUGCAGCUGAUGCAGGUGCAAUUCUGGCUUUAAGAGCUCUGGGCUGGGGGACCUUGUAUGCAGUAGCUGGCACAUCAUGUUUGUGCUAUGGUAUAUACAAACUGUCUGGAGCUACUGAUCUAAAGGACUUUAGAAUUAGGAUGGGAAAUCUGUUACCUGUACUACCAAGAAACAAUCCACCUAGAUCUCGAACAGAAUUCAGUGGAAUGAAUGAUUUAUUAACAUAUUUGUCAGAGGAUUAUGGAAAAAAACCAGAGAGUAAAUAAAAAUAAUGUAAUUAAUAAUUAUAACAGUUAUGUGAAUUUAAAUACACUUAGUUAAUUAGUUAAA
Pectinophora gossypiella (pink bollworm) is the source of this 641-nucleotide messenger RNA. Its product is annotated as transmembrane protein 242. NCBI's taxonomy places the organism in Eukaryota, Metazoa, Arthropoda, Insecta, Lepidoptera, Gelechiidae. The transcript has 4 exons. The record is from RefSeq and is a predicted model, not a curated record. Bases 158 to 577 code for a protein of 139 amino acids.